ACUUAAGCAACGGUCAUACCAAAAUUUUUCAGUGCCGUCGUGCCGCACGUUUUUCUUGUAAAUAAAUAAAUAAUAUAUAAAACACUAAGAUGUUCCGCCUGCAACAAUCCCAGCCCGAUCCCGCCGAAGAGCAAAAACGAGUUGCAUCUGAAGUCCGCUUCAAUUUCAUCCUCUUUGGAGCUAUAAUCGCAGCUGUUCGAUUGGCGCCAGUGGUCCUACAGCAUUUAAAUACGGCAUAGGAAUAAAGUAAAUAAAGGAAAUUUAACUGUACCAAGAAGUUAUCAAUUAUCUAGUUGUUCAACAACUGGCACGCAAAAUGCAUUUAUUUAAAAGCACUUUGGCAAUUGGAUAGCGUUUCAAAUUUAAAUCAAGGCAUUUUUUAAGUUUGGAAUAAAUUAAGGACGCUCCUAAAAAAAUGAUGUUAUACAAAAUGUAGAAAGUGAAUAAAAACAAGACAUACCCA
Drosophila gunungcola (fruit fly) is the source of this 463-nucleotide messenger RNA. RefSeq lists its product as uncharacterized. The record is from RefSeq and is a predicted model, not a curated record. NCBI's taxonomy places the organism in Eukaryota, Metazoa, Arthropoda, Insecta, Diptera, Drosophilidae. Bases 90 to 239 code for a protein of 49 amino acids. The transcript has 2 exons.